Messenger RNA from Myripristis murdjan (pinecone soldierfish), 606 nucleotides. It is a transcript of the gene mrpl42, whose product is annotated as mitochondrial ribosomal protein L42. The coding region runs from base 61 to 504 and encodes 147 amino acids. The record is from RefSeq and is a predicted model, not a curated record. Lineage: Eukaryota; Metazoa; Chordata; Actinopteri; Holocentriformes; Holocentridae. The transcript is spliced from 5 exons. Gene Ontology annotation, cellular component: mitochondrial large ribosomal subunit.
GAGUCGCGGUGUUUACACGGAACUAUUACAGGGUCGUACAGCUGUACAUAAUUAUCCAGCAUGGCGUCGGGUCAUCUAUCCAGGUUACGAUGUCUAAUUUCGCGAUUUCCUAACAACAGCAAACUGCGACAUGCACAAACAUGUUUGGUGCCAGCUGUUCACAAGUCAAGCAGCAGCAGCAGCGGUCCCUCACUCGACGCCUCCAGCUGUAACGUGGAAAUCGGUGUGACCUCAGACGGGAAAACCAUAGUGUGCUACCAUCCAUCUGGCGACAUUCCCUAUGAACUUACCCAGCCCAUAGAGCGUCCGGACCCGCUGAGUGCACCGCCCGAGACGCAGGACCAGGUGUUGAAGGCUCAUCUCAGCAGGGAGGUGCUGGGGAACAAGCAGGGGCCCACCAUAGAGGAGCUGAGCAAGAUGUUUUUCACCACCAAACACCGCUGGUACCCAGUGGGACAGUACCACAUGAGACGCAGGAAGAAGGAUCCACCAAAGGACAGAUAGGUAGAGGUCGUCUCUUCAGGCACCGAGCCACAAAACUGCGAGCUGUGUUUGUUUGUCUUAUUGUCACAAUGCUGUAUAAUAAAAUGCUAAAUAUGAAUAUGA